UGUGAUAUGUCUGAUUAAGUACUUACCUGUUUGUAUUUGUUCAUUAUAGAGAAUACUAUAAUAUUACAAGGUAGCUAUGUGAUUGAGAUUUUACUGCUACACUAACAGCAAUCAUGGAAAAACGAACAGUUUUAUGGUACAUGACUUUCUGGGGGUUUGCUAUUAAUUACAUGUUUCGAGUGAAUAUUAAUAUAGCAAUCGUGUCAAUGAUUAAACAUUCAAUAUCGAAAACAAAUGUUACAAUUAUAUAUGAGUGUCUUAGGGACACUGAAUUGUUGAAUUCGAAUAAUACUAUUGCACAAAUAUCUUCAUCGGAUCUAAUUAAUGACAACAAAUUCGAAUGGAACGAAUAUCACCAAAAUUCAAUACUGGGUGCGUUUUUCACAUUACACGUGAUCAUGCAAAUACCAGGUGGAGUUUUGGCACAACGAUAUGGAACGAAAACCGUGUUUGGUAUCAGUAACGGCGUGGCGGCGAUAUUAUCAUUUGCAGUACCUGCAUCGGCAAAAUUCAACUAUAAAGCACUUGUGGCUCUUAGAGUUCUUCAAGGAUUCAUAGCCGGUGGUGCAUGGCCUUCAAUGCACACAAUGACCGCUAAUUGGAUACCACCACACGAGAGAAGUCGAUUUGUUUCAGCUUAUUUAGGAAGUUCGAUCGGUACAGCAGUAACAUAUAUCAUGUGUGGAUACCUCAUCGCCACGUUUGGUUGGGAGAGUGUAUUUUAUGUUAGCGGAGGACUAGGUUUAUUAUGGUAUAUUUGUUGGAUUUUACUAGUCUAUGAUACUCCAGCCAAACACCCUACUAUCAGUAUUAGAGAAAGGACAUACAUAGAAAAUUGUCUAGGUAAAACCAUACAAACUAGAUCAAAACCGUUACCGAUACCUUGGAAAUCAUUGCUUUUAUCCAAAGUACUGUUGAUUAAUUUAGUGACUCAAACUGGAGGUAUCUGGGGUUUAUUUACACUUGCGGCUCAAGCUCCAUCAUAUUUUAACUUUGUCUUAGGUUUAAAUAUAAAACAGACAGGUUUAUGGUCUGGAAUGCCUCAUUUGGUUCGAUGGGUGUUUUCUUUUGGAUUUAGUAUGAUAUGCGAUCGUUUAGUGAAAUCCAAAAGAAUGUCUUUGACCAAUGUACGCAAGAUGGCAACAUGCUUUUGUAAUAUUUUACAAGGAUUAUUCAUUUGGGGUAUUUGUUAUUCUGGAUGUAAUUCAAUGGUUGCAGUAUUCAUGCUUUUCAGCGCAACUGCCGUGAACGGUGCAAUAUCUUCUGGGGCACUCGCAGCAGUAGUGGACAUUGCACCAAACUAUGCAGGAGUGAUUCAAGGAAUUAUUGGAACUGUUUCCGCGUCCUCAGGAUUCAUUUCUCCCAUAAUUGUUGGUUAUUUAACCUUAAAUCAGCAAACAUUAAGUCAAUGGUGUAAAGUAUUUCAUUUAUCCGGAGCAAUAUGCGUAGGUACUGGGUUAAUUUACGUAUUUUUCGGAACAUCAGCUAUACAAAAAUGGAAUACAUACGAUGAUUCAGUUUCAAAUGAAAAAGAAUUGAAAUUAAUCGUUAAGAAACCUAAUAGUUCUUACACUUUGGAUACUUAGGUUUUUUGGUUUUUAUGUAAUAGUAAAGAAGAAUUAGUGGAUUUAUUUUUACACAUUGUUCAUGCA
Molecule: messenger RNA, 1652 nt
Organism: Rhopalosiphum maidis (corn leaf aphid)
Lineage: Eukaryota; Metazoa; Arthropoda; Insecta; Hemiptera; Aphididae
Product: vesicular glutamate transporter 1-like
Exons: 10
Coding region: 114-1586 (490 amino acids)
Biological process (GO): transmembrane transport; monoatomic anion transport
Cellular component (GO): plasma membrane
Molecular function (GO): transmembrane transporter activity
Source: RefSeq, a predicted model, not a curated record